Octodon degus (degu) is the source of this 2486-nucleotide messenger RNA. RefSeq names its product polo like kinase 3 (gene Plk3). Gene Ontology annotation, cellular component: spindle pole; nucleus; centrosome. Lineage: Eukaryota; Metazoa; Chordata; Mammalia; Rodentia; Octodontidae. Bases 207 to 2150 code for a protein of 647 amino acids. Gene Ontology annotation, molecular function: protein serine/threonine kinase activity; protein binding; ATP binding. The record is from RefSeq and is a predicted model, not a curated record. The transcript has 15 exons. Gene Ontology annotation, biological process: mitotic cell cycle; Golgi disassembly; protein phosphorylation.
UGGAGGAGGUGCUUCGGAUGACGUCAGCGUUCAGGGGCGUGGCUCCUCCUGACCCGGCGGGCGUUGCUCAAGAAGACUAGACGCUGAGAGGAGGCGUUCAUUGAUAAAAACGCCGGGCUCCCUCUGGCGCUAGAAGCGUGGCGAAGCCAGGCAGCGCCACGCGCGGCCGUGGCCGGGCGGAACCGAGAGGCAGCCGCGCUGCCCGCAUGGAGCCCGCCGCCGGGUCGCCGUCUCCGCGCGCCUUCCCGCGUGCGGCCGCCCCACCUGCACCCCCAGCCGGACCCGGGCCGCCCGCGAGCGCCCCGCGCGCACCUGAGGAGGGGACGCUAGUCGGACCCCCGGCACCGGACCCCGGGCGCCUCAUCACCGACCCGCGCAGCGGCCGUACCUACUUUAAAGGCCGCUUGCUGGGCAAGGGUGGGUUUGCCCGCUGCUACGAGGCCACCGACACUGAGAGCGGCAGCCCCUACGCGGUCAAAGUCGUCCCACUGAGCCGAGUCUCCAAGCCGCAUCAGCGCGAGAAGAUCCUCAACGAGAUUGAGCUGCACCGAGACCUACAGCACCGCCAUAUCGUCCGUUUUUCACACCACUUUGAGGAUGCUGACAACAUAUACAUUUUCCUGGAGCUCUGCAGCCGAAAGUCCCUGGCCCACAUCUGGAAGGCCCGGCAUACCCUGUUGGAACCAGAGGUACGCUACUACCUGCGGCAGAUCCUUUCGGGCCUCAAGUACUUGCACCAUCGGGGCAUCUUGCACCGGGACCUCAAGCUAGGGAAUUUCUUCAUCACGGAGAACAUGGAACUGAAGGUGGGGGAUUUUGGGCUCGCAGCUCGGUUAGAACCCCUGGAGCAGAGGAAGAAGACCAUCUGUGGCACCCCUAACUAUGUGGCUCCAGAAGUGCUGCUGAGACAGGGCCAUGGCCCUGAGGCAGAUGUGUGGUCGCUGGGCUGUGUCAUGUACACGCUGCUCUGUGGGAGCCCCCCAUUUGAGACAGCAGACCUGAAGGAAACCUACCGCUGCAUCAAGCAGGUUCACUACACAUUGCCUGCCAGCCUCUCACUGCCUGCCCGGCAGCUCCUGGCUGCCAUCCUUCGAGCUUCACCCCGAGACCGCCCCUCUAUUGACCAGAUCCUGCGCCAUGACUUCUUUACUAAGGGCUACACCCCCGACCGGCUCCCUAUCAGCAGCUGUGUGACAGUCCCAGACCUGACACCCCCCAAUCCGGCAAGGAGUCUGUUUGCCAAAGUUACUAAGAGUCUUUUUGGCAGGAAGAAACGCAAGAAUAAGAGCCAUCCUGAGGAGAGGGAGGAGGUCUCCUGUUUGGUGAGCAGCUUCAUGCGCACAUCCCUUGGCCAGCAGGGCGCCAGGCCGGAGGUACCAGCAGCUUCUGGUCCAAUCCCAGCGGGCCUGGUAGAGACAGUAGCUGAAGAUAGCUCACCACGUGGGACACUGGCCAGCAGUGGAGAGGGUUUUGAAGAAGGCCUGACCGUGGCCACAGUGGUAGAGUCUGCGCUCUGUGCUCUGAGAAACUGUGUGGCCUUCAUGCCCCCAGCGGAACAGAACCCUGCCCCACUGGCACAGCCGGAGCCUCUGGUGUGGGUCAGCAAGUGGGUAGACUACUCUAACAAGUUUGGCUUUGGGUACCAACUAUCCAGCCGCCGGGUAGCUGUGCUUUUCAAUGAUGGCACACACAUGGCCCUGUCGGCCAACAGAAAGACAGUGCACUACAACCCCACCAGCACAAAGCACUUCUCCUUCUCUGUGGGUGCUGUGCCCCGGGCUCUGCAGCCUCAGCUGGGCAUCCUGCGCUAUUUCACCUCAUACAUGGAGCAGCACCUCAUGAAGGGAGGAGAUCUGCCCAGUGUAGAUGAGGUGGAGGUGCCUGCUCCACCCUUGCUGCUGCAGUGGGUGAAGACUGAGCAGGCCCUUCUCAUGCUGUUCAGUGAUGGCACAGUCCAGGUGAACUUCUAUGGGGACCACACCAAGCUGAUCCUCAGUGGCUGGGAGCCCCUCCUUGUGACUUUUGUGGCCCGAAACCGCAGUGCUUGUACUUACCUCGCCUCCCAUCUCCGGCAGCUAGGCUGCUCCCCAGACCUGCGACAGCGACUACGCUAUGCCCUGCGCCUUCUCCGGGACCGCAGUCCAGCCUAGGCCCCAGCCCUCCGUGUUCUGAGCCCUGAGGUCUAGGCCUGUGCCUGUUAAGGUUCAGUCCUUGCAUUUGUGGCUCUCUGUGCCCCUUUGGUGCCUCACUGGGGGCUCUGGGCUGAAUCCCCUAAGCAAUCAGGGACCAGCUUUACUGGAGUUGGGGGUUGCCUACCCUUGCUGCUCCGUACCCUCUCUCUGAGAUUAAGCCUGAGCCUUAGCCCCCAGCUAGGGGGGCAUUAUUUAUGGACCACUUUUAUUUAUUGACAGACAUUUAUUUAUUGGGAUGUGAGCCCCAGGGGGGUUCUCCUCCUGGAAAUAAUAAACCAUUUUGCAGAACUUGGA